Messenger RNA from Gadus morhua (Atlantic cod), 1276 nucleotides. It is a transcript of the gene rpp30, whose product is annotated as ribonuclease P/MRP 30 subunit. Bases 163 to 1068 code for a protein of 301 amino acids. The transcript has 12 exons. Gene Ontology annotation, molecular function: structural constituent of ribosome; RNA binding. Gene Ontology annotation, biological process: translation; tRNA processing. NCBI's taxonomy places the organism in Eukaryota, Metazoa, Chordata, Actinopteri, Gadiformes, Gadidae. Gene Ontology annotation, cellular component: ribosome; nucleolar ribonuclease P complex. The record is from RefSeq and is a predicted model, not a curated record.
UACGUCUUCUUGAUACAACUACAUUUCCCGUCAGACGUUUCGGCCCCAGUAGCCCCACAUGUUGACAGAAAGCUUCCCUAUCAGACGUCCAAUACCUCAAACAUAACAUAUUUAUUCUGCAUGUAGGUAAUGUUAAACCUUACAUCUUAGACCUCAACCAACAUGUCUUUGUUCAUGGACCUCAACCUUCCCUUCACUGCGGACAAGAAGAGACUCAAGACCCUCCUGGAAACAGCAGCCCACCUUGGCUUCUCCACAGUCGCCAUCAACUAUGUGCAUAAGGCGCAGAGCAAGGGCAAACAGGAGAUACCCAAACCGACGCCGCUUGACCAACUAGUAGACGAGCUUCCAAUAGUCCAGGGGAGAUCUCGGCCUAUCAAAAUUCUCAACAGACUGACCAUCUUGGUAACAGACACCAAUCACUAUCGAACAAAUGCAGCUGAGUAUAAAGCUUACGACAUCCUGGCUGUUCAUCCAACCACAGAAAAACUUUUCCAUGCGGCAUGCAUGACGUUUGACGUGGACAUCAUCUGCAUCACUAUAACAGAGCGGCUUCCCUUCUUCUUCAAAAGGGCACCCAUCAACGCGGCCAGAGAGAGAGGGGUGAUGUUUGAGGUGUGCUACGCCGCGGCUAUCAGAGACUCCACCAUGAGGCGCUACACCCUCACCAACGGCCUGGCGCUGGUGGAGCGCAACAACGGAAAGAAUGUCAUCAUCUCCAGCGGGACGGACAAGGCUUUAGAGCUCAGAGGACCUUAUGAUGUUGCCAACCUAGCUCAGUUGUUUGGUAUGUCAGAGGCGGAGGCGAAGGACGGGGUGUCCUCAAACUGUCGCUCGGUUCUGCUGCACGCAGAAACGAGGAAAACGGCUUCUGGAAUCAUCUACACAGUGAAAACACCUAAAGACACGGAACCAAAAGAGACCGACACAGAUACAAUCUCCAUGGUAACGGAUGAGCCUCCUUCAGCGAAAAAACGAAAAACCUCUGCAGAGACCGACACAGAUACCGUCUCCAUGGUAACGGAUGAGCCUCCUUCAGCGAAAAAACAAAAAACCUCUGCUAGUUAACCGCUACUGCUGUGCGUAUCGGUAGCCAUUUUGUUUUGCUGUCGAAUUUGAUAACGUAUCAGACUUUUUUUUGUUUCAUCCCCUGCUUUUUUUUUUUUCUUUUUUCACCUUUUGUCUGACAGCUCAAUCUGAGAGAGACAAGCUGUCAAUUUGACUUUAAUAAGACAUCAUUGUUAAAACGUAAUAAAUAAAUAAAUACUCUAUUGAC